UGAUCUUAAUUGUGGUUGUCAGCCCCAAACCCUCUAAAUAUAUAUUAAAUGCAUCUUACCAGAUAUAAAAUGACUACUACAUAAUCUGUGGUAAUCGUUUGGAGCCCAGUUUUCUCGUCGAAUUGCAGCAGUCCAUCUCGCUCUCCUCUCUGGGUCUCUCGGAAUACGGUAGAACCUCAAGUCUCUCCGUCUAUCUUCUCUGUUAUUGCAACCGACCGCCACACACGCCUUCACCAUUUUGAUUAUUAAUGUUAACGAGCAGAAAAACACGCCAUAAUAGGAGGAAUUUACGUAGCGGUAAUGCAUCAACAACGACGAGUUGACGGACAAUAUGGUGCGGGGGCGUGGUUGUGACGUCACGUGAGUAGGGUAUAUACGUGCGCGUCAUGCGUCCUGACGUAGUGGAUGUGAGUGGCUGAAGUUGCCGUCCGAUUGCUUUGGAAAAGUGGUGCUGUGAAGACAAUCCACUUAACCUUAAGACGUAUUGUAAACGACUGAAAGGUGUCAGAUAUUUUUGGACAAGAAUCCGUUCAAUCUCGCUUCUGCUUCGAGUCGUUUGGGUGGACGUUGAAACUUCGAGGCCUGCUUUGUUAGCCUAGCCUAGUUUAGCAGCUAACAAAGAGAAACAACGCACCUUUGAUACACACGUCGCCGAGCAAGCAAACGUCAUGUCCCAAAAUGUCAGUUGUCAGUCAAGCGCAUCGUCCUGAACACCUGGAGUCUGCUCGCAUGGAAGAAGCGGAAGACUCGCCAUACAUCAAGAAGGUGGAGGAAAAAUUUGUCCACAUUAAAGAGAAGCAGGAGGAGUACCUCAUUAGACUGCAGAACCCCCACAUUAAGGAACAGCAGCAACCUCAUCCCCUCAAAAAGGAGGAGGAGGACCCACCAUAUGUUAAAGUUGAGGUGGUGGACAUUCCCAAGUGGACUAGUGAGCCCUUAAAGGGUGAAGAUGGACGUCCGAGUGAAGCCAGCAGAGGGACGGAGCCUCUGAAUGGCAGCAACAGUAGUUCAAAAGAAGGAUCCCGAGCAGACAACCUCCUCGCUCGACCAUCAAAUAGUGACGACUUCACAUCACGCUCACUGUUCUGUUUCAUUAAAUAUCUUGGUCCUGACGCUCAACAGCUUAAGAGAGAAGUACAACUUCCAAUCAAAAAGGAGGAGGUAGAACUGCCAUACGUGAAAGACGAGGACGAUAUCACCAUGUCGACUGCUGAGCCCUUGAAUAGCGAGGAUGGUCCAAGUGAGGCCAGCAGAGGGACGGAGCCUCCAAGCAGCAGCUCAACGGAAGGAUCGCAAGCACACAUUUUCCUCGGACCAACAGAUAGAAAUAGCGCCACGUCACACUCAUCUUACAAAGAUAAUGGUCAGAAGAAAUCUCACUGUGACGAAAAACUCUGCAAAUGCGCUCAGUGUGGAAAAACCUUUGUUAAUAACUAUAGUUGUCGUAUGCAUAUGAGGAGCCACACUGGUGAAAAACCUUUUUCCUGCUCAGUUUGUGGUCAAGGAUUCAAGAGAAAGCAAAACUUAAAAAUACACAGAAGAACCCACACUGGUGAAAAACCUUUUUCCUGCUCAGUUUGUGGAAAAAGAUUCACUCAGAAGAGCGCCUUAAUCACACACAGAAGAACCCACACUGGUGAAAAACCUUUUUCCUGCUCAGAUUGUGGUCAAGAAUUCAGUCAUAAGAGUGCCUUAAAAAAACACUCAAGAACCCACACUGGUGGAAAAACUUUUUCCUGCUCAGUUUGUGGUCAAGGAUUCACUCAAAUUCACUACUUAAAAUUACACACAAGAACCCACACUGGUGAAAGACCAUUUUCCUGCUCAGUUUGUGGAAAAAGAUUCACUCAGAAGAGCGCUUUAAACACACACAGAAGAACCCACACUGGUGAAAAACCUUUUUCCUGCUCAGUUUGUGGUCACAGUUUUACUAUGAAGAAAAACUUAGAAGCACACACUAGAACCCACACUGGUGAAAAACCUUUUUCCUGCUUAGUUUGUGGAAAGAGAUUCACUCAGAAGAGCGCCUUAAACAGACACAGAAGAACCCACACUGGUGAAAGGCCAUUUUCCUGCUCAGUUUGUGGAAAAAGAUUCACUCAGAAGAGCGCCUUAAACACACACACAAGAACCCACACUGGCGAAAAACCUUUUUCCUGCUCAGUUUGUGAUCAAGGAUUCACUCAAAUUCAACACUUAAAAGUACACACGAGAACCCACACCGGUAAAAAAACUUUUUCCUGCUCAGUUUGUGGUAAAAAAUUCAGUGUUAAGAAUGCCUUAAAAGUACACACAAGAACCCACACAGGCGAAAAACCUUUUUCUUGCUCAGUUUGUGAUAAAAAAUUCGCUCGCAAUGAUCGGAUUAAGAGACACGUGUGUAUUGGUGGGAGAAGCAGUGACCAAUGACUGUUUUGCCUGUCAUCCACGCUACCUUCGUCAGAUUGUGCACGCAGGUCAAUUGUAGUCUGUAGAGUUUCCUGAAAUCCUGUUGAGGAUUGGUAUUAUUGGUGCCUUACAUGUGCUUUGUACACUCCUUGUAUGAUGUGGAUCCACACUAUUGCCAAAAGUAUUGGCUCACCUGAUUAACUCUCAAGUUGAGUGGCAUUGUUUAUACAAGUUUAUACAAUACUUUCCCUCUUUCAAACUACACUUUUCACAGCUAAUAUUUGAAACGGUAGACCCCAAUUUACAAAAAUUCUAAAUCAUUCAUCAAUAAUAUAAUUACAGAAAUAUGGAAAAUUAUGAUUGGCUCAAAAAUAUUUUUUGGGGGAGGGUUGUUUAUAUAUAGUUUUAAAAGUUACUACUCUUGAUUGACAGUAACAUAUUACGAGUAAUGCAGCCAAAUAAAGAGAGGGGAAAAAAUGACUACGAGAUGAAAGUUAUACUCUUACUACAAGAAAAAAAAGUAUUAUUAUGUAGGGGUAAUGUAGCUGAAUAAGGGGCUAGGUACUUUAUGUACAUUUACCUUAGCUGGGAGCUCCGACAAAGUAUUCGUACAAAUCCUUCGAUUGAUCAAAAUUUGAUGUAGAUGAGCUAAAAGAUAAUGGAUUUCCUUAUUUUGGAACCUGAUUCUAAAACACAGCCCCACAAGAUGCUUUCAUCAUAGUUGACUUUAGUGGAGGCGCCAAAGCGCUACGGAAAGUACGUGGCUGCUUAUUCAGCUACAUUACCCCUCUUUUCUGUAUUUGGCCUAAUACUUUGUUGCACAACUCGGACAAUGAUUAUUAAAAUUGUUUGUGCUUUUAAUCAUUUCGGCCCCCGUCGAUGAACAUCGACUCUGCUUCGGAUUUUAAAGUGCUUGUACUUCACUGUACUUAUUAAUUUUAUUUAUUUUAAACAACGUGUUUUUAUUCAGUCCUAGCUUCCUCUUCCCUUUGUUCACAACAAGCCUAAUUAUAAUAUUAUAAUUCAAAACUAGGGUUGUAACUAAAACCGAUACUUUGUUACCAAGUUGAUUCUAAGAUUCAGAAAAUGUGACUGGAAUGCCUUUUCUGCAAUACCCAAAGUAUCGCCAGUACCGACGCGGCAGAUCUGGCCGCUUCUUUUGUGUGACAUACGAGGCUGCACAAGUUGCCUGACAAGAGGUCAAUAUCACCACUAAAAUGGGGGUUGUAAAUGACCGGUUAAAUGGCAACCCACGCUGUGCCAAAGAACGAGAAAAACAGUCAAUGUAUGCAACAUGGAAGUGACGCGCAUUUACGUUUUUUUUUUUUUUUUUUUUUUUUUUUGACUUUUGACUUUUUUAAAUUAAACCCUUUAACACCCAAGCCUAUUUUUUUUUCCAAAAGAUGCACACCGCUGUGAUGCUGCCUUUAUAUUUCAAAGAGAGAAAAAAAUCACAAUUGCCAGAUUGAGUCCCUUUUUUAGGACACCAUAACCUUCAUGUCCAAGCUGUUGUUUUCUUCAACCAAUUAUAAUCAACAUUUUGGACCGAAAAAGACAACAACAACAACAAAAAACAAAAAAACGGUACGUAUCGUCAAAGGCAUUUUUGUCCUUUCUACAUAUUAUGGUCAAAACAGGUUAUAUACAGGAGACCAACAGUGCAAAAUAGUGACUAUAUAAAUAUACACUCACCGGCCACUUUAUUAGGUACACAAUGCUAGCCGGUUGGACCCUCUUUUGCCUUCAGAACUGCUUCAAUUCUUCGUGGCAUCGAUUCAACAAGGUGCUGGAAGCAUUCCUCAGAGAGUUUGGUCCAUAUUGACAUGAUGGCAUCACACAGUUGGUGCAGAUUUGUCAGCUGCACAUCCAUGAUGCGAAUCUCCCGUUCCACCACAUCCCAAAGAUGCUCUAUUGGAUUGAGAUCUGGUGACUGUGGAGGCCAUUUGAGUACAGUGAACUCCCUGUCAUGUUCAAGAAACCAGUCUGAGAUGAUUCCAGCUUUAUGACAUGGCGCAUUACCCUGCUGAAAGUAGCCAUCAGAACUUGGGUACAUUGUGGUCAUAAAAGGAUGGACAUGGUCAGCAACAAUACUCAGGUAGGCUGUGGCGUUCCAACGAUGCUCAAUUGGUACCGAGGGGCCCAAAGAGUGCCAAGAAAAUAUUCCCCACACCAUUACACCACCACCACCAGCCUGAACCGUUGAUACAAGGCAGGAUGAAUCCAUGCUUUCAUGUUGUUGACGCCAAAUUCUGACCCUACCAUCCGGAUGUCGCAGCAGAAAUCGAGACUCAUCAGACCAGGCAACGUUUUUCCAAUCUUCUAUUGUCCAAUUUCGAUGAGCUUGCAGAAAUUGUAGCCUCAGUUUCCUGUUCUUAGCUGAAGGGAGUGGCACCCGGCGUGGUCUUCUACUGCUGUAGCUCAUCUGCCUCAAAGUUCGACGUACUGUGCGUUCAGAGAUGCUUGUCUGCCUACCUUGGUUGUAACGGGUGGUUAUUUGAGUCACUGUUGCAUUUCUAUCAGCUCGAACCAGUCUGGCCUUUCUCCUCUGACCUCUGGCAUCAAUCAGUUAUUCCUAUAACACAAACACAUUUUCAUUCAAAAUAGUAUUUUUUUUCAAUGAUUUUCAAAAAUAAUAGUUAACAGAACAAGCAGUAACCCCAACCUCCAUCUCCUAACCCCCCCCCCACACACACACACACAUUUCCUAAAUGCAAAACCUCCAUUUUAAGUACUUAAGAAUAUUGGAUGUUCAUUAAAAUAGCGUACCGCACGUAAUACUUCACCUUUGCUCAAUAAUAUUCAUGACGUUAGCAAAUGCUAAGGGGGUCAAACAUGCAUUUGUCCCUCAUGCUAGAUGCAUAUAAAUAGUGUAUGAACAAGAUGCUUACAGAGCUAAACCUACCAAUUCUGUCCAAAAAUGGUGUCCCUAGUGCCAAAUUCACUGGUAAAGAUGUGGAAGAACAUACUAAUGUUCAGUUAAAGAAAUGGCUUGAGUGUCGAGGGCCAAAAAAGACGGGGGAAAACCGCCGACCUGAUCCAGAAGUAGCCUUACGCCACUGACAGUUGCCUCGUUUACAUGGAGCCAAAUAUUCCAAUUACAAUCGGAAUAUUUGUUCAAACCGAAUAAAUGUGUUCCAUAUAAACACCUCAUUCGGAAUGAACAGGCCCAAACCGAAUGGAAUUUCAUUCCGAUUCACAGGGGUGGAAUAUUCCUUUUCCCAAACCGAUUAGAAGUAAAAUUAUAUCAUGUAAACAGGGAAGCGGAAUGGUGUCUGGCUGCGUUCUUUCUGCACAUGCUCCGUACUGACGUGGUGACGUCACUUGGUGACGUAAGUAACGUCACAUGCAACAUGGCUUCCAAGCACACGCACAGCGCACCCACACAACUUUUUAAAUGAACGGCGUAUCAUUCUGAAGUUUUGUUUCCACUUGAAAAGUUAAAACAGCAGCUGAUCUGACGAUCGAUCUCCAUGUUUUGCAACGUGACGCUUUGUUUUGAUUAAACUGCGCAUGUCAGACGGCAGUUGUCAAACGUCCUUUCGGAAUAAAGGCAGACACAUGUAAACGCUGGAUCGGAAUAGAUGAAGUGACAUGUAAACAGCUGAUGUGAAAUUUCCAUUCGGAAUGAUUUGAAUCGGUAUGAAAAAAAGUCAGCAUUUAAACGUGGCUAAUGACAUUCCCCUGUUUCAACAAGCUAUCCUUUCCCACCAUUUGCCCUGUCUUUCUUAUAUCCUCUGGUUGUCUUACGUCUCUGACCGUUCUUCGAGGUGAUUUAUUUUUCUAAUUUUGUGUAGCUAUCACAAAUGCUACUCAGUGACAGCCAACGAACACAUUUAAUUUUUUUGGAAUGAGUUCUUUAUUUUGGACAUGAGAAAUAAAAACUGAUAACACCAAUGAUAAUACAUGAGAUAACCACAACAAUGUUUAAGACAAUACUAAUAAUAUCAGAGUUUAUUCAUUGUGUCCAAAAAGGAGUAAGACGAAGCAUUUGCUUAUUAAAACCUACACCCCCUUUUCUUUUCCAUAAUCAUAUCAGUCCGCCCUAUUUAAUGAGUCCUCAUAUCAACAAAGAAAUAAAGUUAAUAACCAUAUACAUAAGAUGCAAGAGAAACAAAAAUAAAAUAAAAAAAGGACUAGACAAUAACAGAUGUGUGGAAGCCCCCAACAAUUAAACCCCUUCUUCUUCCCUAUACCCUGUGAAAACAAUGUGAUUGUACUAGUGACGGGAAAAGUCGUUCACCUGAGGAAACGAAUCAAUUCCGGUUCGUUCAGUAAAAAGAUUCGUUCAAACAAAUCGUUCAACGAAUCGUUCAACGUCAUCGUUCGCCCCCCCCCCCCCCCCCCCCCCCACACACACACACACACACACACACACAACCGCCCAAAUGAAUCGUUCGGUCAG
Molecule: messenger RNA, 6790 nt
Organism: Corythoichthys intestinalis (scribbled pipefish)
Lineage: Eukaryota; Metazoa; Chordata; Actinopteri; Syngnathiformes; Syngnathidae
Product: gastrula zinc finger protein XlCGF57.1-like
Exons: 3
Coding region: 679-2409 (576 amino acids)
Biological process (GO): regulation of gene expression
Cellular component (GO): nucleus
Source: RefSeq, a predicted model, not a curated record